UGCAACUUCUCAAAGAAGUAGACCCAACUUGGAAAGGACCGCGUAACUUCACUAACGAGUAACCUUAUAAAUACAUAGUCAAGCCAAGACCAAAUGAAAAUCAUUCCUACAUCAACAAUUUGCAACUUCAUCUCAAGUGUCAUCUCCAAUAUCCACUCUCUGUGUUUUCUUCCCCCUGCACAUCGAAAAUCGUUUCUCUACCAGACACUCCAGAAAUGGCAACAAAGAAGUUCAGAACUAAAAGCCACAAGCAUGAACUUCAGCUCAAAAGCUACACAAAACCAUACAUUUGCGAUGGCUGCAAGGAGCGAGGCUUUGGUUCUAGAUACCGCUGUGAAAAAUGUGAUUACGAUCUCCAUCAAUACUGUAUGGAAACUACCCCAUCAACUUCCCACGACUUCUUCCCCAAUUCCACCUUCAAUUUAUACACAACCCCACCAAAAGCUUGCCACAAACACUGCAAACGCCGAUGUGAUGCUUGUCGAAAGCCGAUCAACGGCUUCGUGUACCAUUGCAAGAAGGAUGAUUUAGAUCUUCACCCAUGUUGUAGAAAUCUGAAGAGAGAAUACACAAUCAAAGGAGAAGGAGAAGGAGAAGAAGAAUUGAAGUUCAUUCUUCACAAGAAUAUGAAACAAAAAUGCUUGUGGUGCAAUAAGAAGAGCAUCAAAGAAGGUGGCCGUAGUAAUGGAUGGUCUUAUAUCUCGAAGUGUAACAGGUACCAUGUUCAUGUCACUUGUGUCACUGAAAUGUUUUUGGAAGUAUGGAACAACAAAAAUGAGACUAUCAACAAGAUCAAUUGCAAUGUUAAGGAAGACAACCUCAAAGCUCUGGCUCUUCACAAGGUGGAUCUUAAAGAAAUUCAAGCGAAGAAGAACGGGCAUGGAAAAAGUGGGAAAAAGUAUUGGAAAAUCCUCAAGGUCAUUCUGACCAUUGUUAGUAUUGUUCUUGGAGAACCUACCAUGAUUGUUGCCUCUUCGCUCCUCGAAGCCUUGCAUGCUGUACUGUCAAAUAUAAUUUAAAUCUUUCCUUUUGUUUUGAACUCUUAUGUAUAAAUUCAUUUUAAAGUUAUAUGAGUACCAUUCUGCCGCCGUAGCUACUCAGAUCCACCACCGCUCGUCCAGAUCCUCAAUCUCCUUUCUGUUCGUCGGUCUCUGCUUUGUUUGUGUAAGCAUCGUCCAUAUCCGCUGCCAAACAGAACGCCAGUACUUAAGACACCGUCGACCAGACAUACGCCUCCCCGUUCUUCAGACACCACAGCCCAAACCCUUCUUGCAAAGUGAUCAGAUCCGCCGCCCAACUCAAUCCGCUCGUUCUUCAUCUCCAUUUGUGGUUUUUUAUUUUAGAAAUGCUGGUCUUCAUUUGAAAAUUCAAAGGUUUCGAGCCGGUUCGGUUCAGCCUCUUUGGUCAGGUUUAUUCAGUUUGGUUCGGUUUUCAGUUGGUUUGAUUUUUUUGUUUUUUUCUUUUGCCAUUUAUUUGUGUGUAAUGUCAAGAAAUAUGGUUUGUGUUAACAUGUAUUGUCUAAACUAUCCAACUUUACUACCUUGCCCUUUGGAUAGUUGAUCCACCAAACAUGUAUUAGUGAUAAUAAUACCAAUAAGUUUUGUCCAGUACAAGUAUGUAUUGGGAUUUUUGUCUUCACCUUGUAGUACCUAAAUUUGUAAACAAAUUAUUAAAUAAAUAAAGUGUUACUUUUUUUAUAUA
Molecule: messenger RNA, 1701 nt
Organism: Cucumis sativus (cucumber)
Lineage: Eukaryota; Viridiplantae; Streptophyta; Magnoliopsida; Cucurbitales; Cucurbitaceae
Exons: 1
Coding region: 216-1019 (267 amino acids)
Molecular function (GO): zinc ion binding
Source: RefSeq, a predicted model, not a curated record